This is a messenger RNA of Symbiodinium pilosum, 1560 nucleotides long. NCBI's taxonomy places the organism in Eukaryota, Dinophyceae, Suessiales, Symbiodiniaceae. The record is from the annotation of a GenBank genome assembly.
AUGGCGUGCACCUCCCCUUCAAAUUUCACUGGAGGAGAUGGUUGGAAAUCCCAGAUCGUCAACCUUGAGCUGGAAACCACGAAGCAGGAGGGCGAGGAAGGCGAAGUGCUUUGCGUGAAAAGCACCUUUCUGGAUAUGGGAGAUGGCCUGAGCUUGAAGAAGCGAUUCCGGUCGCUCCGCAAGGCGUCUACCGACGGGAAUUUGGACGACCCAGAGGGUCCCGAGGUCUAUGAGCCUGGCACCUUCUCAUCUGAGCUUGACGAGGCUGCCUUCGCUGGCAUCACCCUCAAGCGCAGCGAUUCACAGGAGUCAGGGACCAAGACGGGCACAACUACUCCGGGUACACCCACUGGAGCAGAGGACAGCAGCGAAAACGAGACAUCAGAGGAGAAGUGCGAGGAGGAGUUGUCCCAGGAGCAAGCCUCGCCAAAGCAGGAUGCCAUAAAAAGGAGGCCGCGCACGACUGUGAUGAUGCGAAACCUCCCCAACAACUACACGAGGUCCAUGUUGCUCCACCUGUUGGACUCACGAGACUUCGCUGGGAAGUACGACUUCCUAUACCUCCCGAUUGACUUCGCUCGCAAGGCCAACUUGGGCUAUGCCUUCGUCAAUCUUGUGAACGAGGAAGCCGUCGCGGCAUUUUGGGCUCUCUUUGACGGCUUCAGCACGUGGUCCUUCCCAUCCUCCAAGGUGUGCGAAGUUUCAUGGAGCGGCCCGAAGCAGGGAUUCAAGGCUCACGUGGACCGUUACAAGAACAGCCCGGUGAUGCACAAGAGCGUUCCUGAUGACUACAAGCCCAUCAUUUUCGCCAAUGGUGUCCGCAAGAAGUUUCCGGCGCAUUUGGCAGAUUCGCACACCGUCGUGGUCCCUCAGCUGGUCCGGUCGACCUUCGUGGAUGUGAAGGAGGGCCAGAGUCUUCACGAGAUCUGCCGGGAUCUGCGCCGAUGCAAGUCGGAAUCAGACAUCUUCGGCCUCGUGGAGGAGUCAUACACACCAGGAAAGUUCAGCGACGAGCAGGAGCUCCGCAGCUUGCAGCCGUCAUCGCGGAUGUCACAGGCAGGAACUGUCUCCAAGGAGAGCGAAGUCUCUACUGCUCCAGAGUCGCCAAAGCAGCAACCAGUCCGCCCUGGCAAUAAGAAGCAGGACGUGCGCAAGAAGCAAGCCUCAGAUCGCAGCACUGUGAUGAUGCGCACUGAAGCGCAAAGUAAGAUUGCCAACAAGAUGUAUGACUUCGUGUACUUGCCGUACGAUUUCGAGCGCGAUGCUAACCUGGGGUAUGCAUUCGUGAACCUCGUGAGUGACGAAGCUGUCAACGCCUUCUGGGGGGAGUUUGAUGGAUUCAGGAAGUGGUCGCUUCCAAGUGCCAAGGUUUGCCGCGUUACCUGGAGUGGACCACAUCAGGGUCUGGCAGCCCAUGUGGAGCGGUACCGGAACAGUCCUGUGAUGCACAGGAGUGUGCCUGAUGAGUACAAGCCGGUCGUGUUCACUGAUGGAGUUCGCCAGCCCUUCCCAUGCCCAACUCGCAAGAUCAAGCCACCUCCUCCUCGCCCAAGCCAGUGA